This is a messenger RNA of Diorhabda sublineata, 2201 nucleotides long. RefSeq names its product leucine-rich repeat-containing protein 59. The transcript is spliced from 2 exons. Gene Ontology annotation, molecular function: protein binding. NCBI's taxonomy places the organism in Eukaryota, Metazoa, Arthropoda, Insecta, Coleoptera, Chrysomelidae. The coding region runs from base 297 to 1187 and encodes 296 amino acids. The record is from RefSeq and is a predicted model, not a curated record.
UCAAUUAAUUAGAAGUGCUUUAUAUAUAGAGAAAAGUUACACAUUUUUAGGUUAUAUUUUGGACGUCAUUUCUUUAUGUUCCCAGAAAACUCAAGAAGAUCAAAAUUUAAAUAGAAAAUAAUUUUCGGCUGUUAAAUUAGUGCACUUCUUUAUGUAGCUGUAUUCGCUUAUGCGUUUGAAUACAUAUUGUAGUUUCAAGAAAGAGAAGAAAAUAGGUUAGGUUGUGGCGAUUGUGUUUAUGUGGAAUUAGAUUUGUAUACGUGUCUUCUCUACAACGUAUAGUUCCAGUAGUUGAAAUGGCACCACCAAAAGUGAAUGUAAAAGAACGAUUCAACGAUGGUGAAGUGGAUCUUAGUAUGUCUGAGUUAAAUGAAGUUCCAAUUAAGGAUAUAUUGAGUUUAAAACGAGUGCACAGCUUGGAUUUAUCUAACAAUACUUUAACAUUUUUACCCAAAAAUUUUACAUUAUUAACACACCUCACCAAAUUGGACUUGAGCAAAAACGAACUUACAGAAUUACCUGAAGAUUUUGGAAAUUUGGUAAAACUAAAACAUCUAGAUUUAUACAAGAACCAACUGCAACACCUACCUUUAAGUUUUAGUAAAUUGAAAAAUUUAAAGUGGCUUGAUUUGAAAGAUAAUCCUCUAGUUCCAGCUGUCGCUAAAGUAGCAGGUCUAUGUAUUAACACUAAAGAGUGCCAAGCUUGUGCUAAAAAUAUUGUGGAUUUUUUCACCAAAUUGGAAAAUCAAGUGUCUGCUGAACUCGAAAUGAGGAACAAGGAUAGACAAAAACAGUUAGAAUUCAAUCAAAAAAAGAAACAAGAAGAGAAAAAUAUGAAGAAGAAAGAAAAACAAAAGGAAAAGAAGAUUUUAAAUGGAAAUACUAUGGAACCAAAAAAAUCAAAUAAAAAUCGUAAAAACAAUAAAGAAAAAGUGAAAAACAAUAAUUCAAUGAAAACUGCCUCUUAUUCAUUGUUUUCAACUAUUAUCCAAUGGAUUUUCUUUAUGGCAGCACUUUAUAUAGGGUUUGUUAUUUUUAAAGCAUACAAUUCUAAAAAUAUAAUGGAUACUGCAAAAAAUAUUGUUAUUCAAGAUUUAAAUAAGCUGUAUGAUGAUGUACCUGUAUGGUGGACUUUAUCAAAACAAUACCUUGAAAAUUUGUACAAAAAUCUAACUGACAAACAAUAGUUCUACAUAAAUAAUCAUUUGUUUUCUUCAACCUUUCGUUUUUUUUAUGCUUGUGAGUUGAUAUUUUAUUUGAAAUUUGUUUUAUUUUCUUUGCUUUGCUCCUCACUAGGAGCAUUAUCAAAAAAGUUGGUCUUAAACUGGACAAUACAAGACUUAAAAUUUAGUAAAACUUUUUAUACCUUAAAAAAAGUAUUUUAACACAUUUUUUAUGUAAUUUUAGUUAGUUCUUUUGAUAAUGAUCCUAAUGAGAAACGAAUUGUUAAGAUAUUAGAAUAAAAUUCAAAUAAAAUAACAAUCCAAGAUCUCAAGAGGUUUCAAUAAAAAAAAAUAAAUAUACAUUGUAUAUAUUAAUUGAAUCGAAGUUUUAUAACUACUUGUAAAUAAUUAUUACUAUGCGUAAAUGUUAAUAUCAAGUAAAGGAAUGUAGAAAACAAUAAGAAAAUUUUGUAUUUUUUGAAAUAAAAGAUUUUGUAUGGUGGACUUUAUCAAAACAAUACCUUGAAAAUUUGUACAAAAAUCUAACUGACAAACAAUAGUUCUACAUAAAUAAUCAUUUGUUUUCUUCAACCUUUCGUUUUUUUUAUGCUUGUGAGUUGAUAUUUUAUUUGAAAUUUGUUUUAUUUUCUUAAAGCUUUGCUCCUCACUAGGAGCAUUAUCAAAAAAGUUGGUCUUAAACUGGACAAUACAAGACUUAAAAUUUAGUAAAACUUUUUAUACCUUAAAAAAAGUAUUUUAACACAUUUUUUAUGUAAUUUUAGUUAGUUCUUUUGAUAAUGAUCCUAAUGAGAAACGAAUUGUUAAGAUAUUAGAAUAAAAUUCAAAUAAAAUAACAAUCCAAGAUCUCAAGAGGUUUCGAUAAAAAAAAAUAAAUAUACAUUGUAUAUAUUAAUUGAAUCGAAGUUUUAUAACUACUUGUAAAUAAUUAUUACUAUGCGUAAAUGUUAAUAUCAAGUAAAGGAAUGUAGAAAACAAUAAGAAAAUUUUGUAUUUUUUGAAAUAAAAGAUUUUGUAAUU